Messenger RNA from Necator americanus (New World hookworm), 1521 nucleotides. RefSeq lists its product as uncharacterized. The coding region runs from base 1 to 1521 and encodes 506 amino acids. The transcript is spliced from 15 exons. The record is from RefSeq and is a predicted model, not a curated record. Lineage: Eukaryota; Metazoa; Nematoda; Chromadorea; Rhabditida; Ancylostomatidae.
AUGCUUGGAGGAGCGCUCUUGAAGGUAGUAUUACUAAUAUACUUCGUCGAUAUCAUCGUCGAUGGAUUCACCGACCACAAUGAUUUGCCACUAAUUCUUCGGUAUGAGGAUAUUUCACCUAUGUUCCAACUACUUCCGCAAUCCAAGACACGUGUGCGACGUGCGUCCUACAAAUUGCCCCAAGAAAAGGCUCCUGAGGAACAUGAAGGGCCGGAUAUGUGGAAUACACAUAUACCAGAUGAAGUGGAAGUGGAAAAGGAAAACAACACAGUUGAUCACCAGUACUACCUAGUGACUAUAUAUUCAAAUCGUUCUGAACAAAUGAACAAUUAUUGGGUCGACAUUGACACGAUGUUAAAGAAACCAGGAGUAGUCGGUAACGCGAGCCACCCGCUUCUGUCUGGAACCUAUCGGAGGGCUGUCGGCGCUAAACUUAGCUUCAAAUUCCCUUUCUAUGGACAUAUGAUGAUGAAUCUAACUAUUGCCACUGGAGGAUUCCUCUACGUCGGCGAUCAAACUCACAACUGGUUGGCUGCCACGCAGUAUAUCGCCCCGCUUAUGGCUAAUUUCCACACAACACUAGAUGGUUCAAGUAUUCUCUAUGCGGAUGAUGGUGAGCGUUUUGUAGUAGAAUGGAGGAAAGUACAAUUAAGGGAGCAGCAGCAAGCCGGCUCAUUCACAUUCCAGGCGUCAUUGUAUAAAAAUGGCUCCAUUGCAUUUGUUUACAAAAAUGUGCCGAUGAACGUGUCAAAUAUAAGUGACGAACAACAUCCUGUAAAGUGUGGCAUUAGUGAUGCUUAUCUGUACCAUCACAUGCUCAUGACUCACGGAACAAUGAGUCCUAAACGUGUCAUCUAUGAGUAUCACCGAAUCGAAAUUCCUCUCGAAAAAGUUUUGACUGAUACUGUUGUUUACCUAGAAGCACAACCUGCAUGCAUUGGUUUCCAAACUUGUGAGUCCUGUUCCAAUGCUACAUUGAAGCAUUUUACAUGUUCAUGGUGUCAUGCAAAGAAAUCUCAUGGAGGGCCGUUUUGCACUGAUCAGGGAGGAAUUCAUCGUCGUCGUCAACAUUGGGCUGAAAAUAACUGUAAGAAUCAAGGGAAGAACAUGUAUUGUAAUGCGGCUACCGACGAGGAUGAGGUAGAAGAUGACAGUUCAACUCCUGCUUCGGAGAAACCGUCUUCACCGGAUGAUGUUAUACCACUGGAGAAGGAACGAAAAUCUGAAAAAGUAAAAGGUAAAACAGAUGGCGGUGGUUACGCAGCGCUUGUUUUUAUGCUUGGAUGUUCUUUGUGUUUGGUUGGCUGGUUGGCAUAUGCAUACUACAAUCCACAUACCACAAGUGGACAGUUGCUUAUUAAGUACCGUCCGUCUCGUUGGAGAGUGCCAAGUAGUCAUGUUCGUUACAGCGCCUCAGUUCACAUAAUGCACCGUUCUUAUGAUCUUUUCAACUCGGUUCACGACGUAAUUCCACGUUGUUCCGUCAUCUGGAAACGGCAGCUUUUCCUUGCGAUAUAUUGA